AAGGCAGCAUACACGAUGGAGGGUUCUGUGAACAAAUUUUUAGUUGACGAUAAGGGAGUUCUAAUUUUGAUCAUGUUUGGACUCCCUCCCGUUUAUCAUCUGGAUGACGCGCUUAGAGCUGUAAUGGCUGCGCUGCGAGUGGUAGACGGACUGAAGGAUUUGGGACUCACCGCUGGAAUAGGUGUAGCAACGGGCCGCGUCUGGUGCGGAACUGUCGGUUGCAAUCUGAGAAAAGAAUACACGGCAAUGGGUGACACAGUCAACCUGGCAGCACGACUCAUGGGGAAGGCGCGAAGCAAUGAAAUUAAUUGCGACCUGGAAACGAAAUCCCUGUGCGAGCGUGUAAUGGAUUUUCGUGCAUUACCGCCAGUGAAAAUGAAAGGAAAAUCCAAUCUUGUGCCUGUUUUCCAGCCGAUGGGUCAGCUGAGACGACAAGCGAUCCUCCAAACAACAACUGGUGUAAGUUUUUGUCAAUACAUCGACCCCUGGUUGCCUUCUCUGAGACCGACAAUCGAUAUUGGGGGCGUCGCUGUGAUUGUAGGGAAGGAGACUGAGGGAGCCACAGAUCUUGUCGAAUACGUUUCACAAUUGUCGAAAAAUCUGGGGAGAAAGAUUUUUUUGUGUAGUAAUAUGCCGGAUUCUACGUUUGUUAAUAUUGGAAAUGUCCCUCUCCUCGCUUGGAGAAAAUUAUGUACAGAAAUGAUUACGCAGUGGAGAUGGUCACCAGCAAGGGACACGAAAGGAUAUUCAAAGGUAGAUCGUGACAACUCAGUUUAUGGACUUGCGAAAGAGCUGAUUCAUCCUUUGUUUCACUGGCGUCUUCAUGAGAUGAAAUCUGUGAUUAAUGGUCUGAUGCUUCCAUAUGAAGUACCCGAGAAUCAGUUGUUACAUCAAGAAAGGGAUAAGUCAGCAUUCAAAUCAAGGAAAGCCAUAAUGAAACAUGGACUUGGGAAUGUCUUCAAGAAAGCGUCCCAUUUUGUUGCGGCUCUGAAGCGAGACGACCAUUCAUUAGAUUGUACGUUAGGAAUGGCAACCAGCUGA
Condylostylus longicornis is the source of this 1041-nucleotide messenger RNA. RefSeq lists its product as uncharacterized. The record is from RefSeq and is a predicted model, not a curated record. Gene Ontology annotation, biological process: intracellular signal transduction; cyclic nucleotide biosynthetic process. The transcript has 6 exons. The annotation marks the transcript as partial. Lineage: Eukaryota; Metazoa; Arthropoda; Insecta; Diptera; Dolichopodidae.